Molecule: messenger RNA, 672 nt
Organism: Onychostruthus taczanowskii (white-rumped snowfinch)
Lineage: Eukaryota; Metazoa; Chordata; Aves; Passeriformes; Passeridae
Product: potassium-transporting ATPase alpha chain 1-like
Exons: 5
Biological process (GO): sodium ion export across plasma membrane; potassium ion import across plasma membrane; intracellular potassium ion homeostasis
Cellular component (GO): membrane
Molecular function (GO): ATP hydrolysis activity; ATP binding; P-type sodium:potassium-exchanging transporter activity
Source: RefSeq, a predicted model, not a curated record
GGCGCCAUCGUGGCGGUGACGGGCGACGUCAUCAAAAAAUCCCCCAAAAUGCCAAAUGGCACCAAGCUUUCGCCCCAGGGCGCCAUCGUGGCGGUGACGGGCGACGGCGUCAACGACUCGCCGGCGCUGAAGAAGGCCGACAUCGGCGUGGCCAUGGGCAUCGCCGGCUCCGACGCCGCCAAGAACGCGGCCGACAUGAUCCUGCUGGACGACAACUUCGCCUCCAUCGUCACCGGCGUNGGGCCAGGCCGGCUGAUUUUCGACAACCUGAAGAAGUCGAUCGCGUACACGCUGACCAAGAACAUUCCGGAGCUGACGCCGUACCUGAUCUACAUCACGGCCAGCGUGCCCCUCCCCCUGGGCUGCAUCACCAUCCUCUUCAUCGAGCUCUGCACCGACAUCUUCCCCUCGGUGUCGCUGGCCUACGAGCGCGCCGAGAGCGACAUCAUGCACCUGCGGCCGCGCAACCCCCGGCGCGACCGAUUGGUCAACGAGCCCCUGGCCGCCUACUCCUACUUCCAGAUAGGUGCGAUCCAGUCCUUCGCGGGGUUCACGGACUAUUUCGUGGCCAUGGCGCAGGAGGGCUGGUGGCCGCUGCUGGUGCUGGGGCUGCGGCCGCGCUGGGAGGACGCGCACGAGCAGGAGCUGCAGGACAGCUACGGCCAGCAGUGG